Molecule: messenger RNA, 987 nt
Organism: Aspergillus mulundensis
Lineage: Eukaryota; Fungi; Ascomycota; Eurotiomycetes; Eurotiales; Aspergillaceae
Product: carbon-nitrogen hydrolase family protein
Exons: 3
Coding region: 1-987 (328 amino acids)
Molecular function (GO): catalytic activity
Source: RefSeq, a predicted model, not a curated record
AUGCAAACCCUAACCCUAACUCCCACCCAGGUCCGCGUGGCCGUCACUCAGGCUGAACCGGUCUGGCUCGAUCUCGACGCCACAGUUGACAAGACUUGCAAGCUCAUUGCUGAAGCGGCCGCAAAGGGCGCCCAGCUGGUCACCUUUCCGGAAUGUUGGAUCCCUGGGUAUCCUGCUUGGAUCUGGUCCCGCCCCGUCGACAUGACCCUCUCCUCCCAGUACAUCCGCAACUCCCUUAGACUCGACUCGCCCCAAAUGGAAACCAUCUGCCGCUGCGCCGCCGAGCACAAAAUCAUCGUCGUGCUAGGCUACUCCGAGAACGUGCACAACUCGCUCUACAUCGCACAGGCCAUCAUUGGAGCAGACGGGAAACUCCUCACAACCCGCAAGAAGAUCAAGGCGACGCACAUGGAGCGGACAAUCUUCGGCGACUCGACGGGUGACUGCUUGGAUAGCGUCGUAGACACCGAGCUCGGUCGCGUUGGGGCCCUGUCUUGCUGGGAACACACGCAGCCGCUGCUGAAGUACCAUACGUACUCGCAGCGCGAACAAAUCCAUGUUGCGGCCUGGCCGCCGCUUUUCGCGCAUGGUGCGGGGGAGGGGUUGUUUUCUAUGUCGAGGGAGGGAACCAUCUCCCUCGCCCAGACCUACGCCAUCGAGUUGCAGUCCUUUGUGCUGCAUACGACCGCCGUAAUAAGCCAGUCCGGUAUCGACAGAAUGCGUACAUCGGCCGGAGUCGUCAUGAAUACUCCUGGUGGCGGAUGCUCAGCCAUCUUUGGACCCGACGGGCGGCAGCUCUCGACUUCGAUUCCCGAGACGGAGGAGGGUAUUAUCUAUGCGGACUUGGAUCUCGAUGAGAUCUACAAGUCCAAAGCAUUUGUUGAUCUGUGUGGCCAUUAUAGCCGGCCGGAUAUGCUUUGGCUGGGGGUUGAUGGCGGCGUUAAGGAGCAUGUGAGGAGUAGGGGGGCGGCGGUUGAUGAGCGUUAG